Molecule: messenger RNA, 3613 nt
Organism: Triticum dicoccoides
Lineage: Eukaryota; Viridiplantae; Streptophyta; Magnoliopsida; Poales; Poaceae
Product: 110 kDa U5 small nuclear ribonucleoprotein component CLO-like
Exons: 10
Coding region: 175-3159 (994 amino acids)
Biological process (GO): mRNA splicing, via spliceosome
Cellular component (GO): U4/U6 x U5 tri-snRNP complex; cytosol; U2-type catalytic step 2 spliceosome
Molecular function (GO): GTPase activity; U5 snRNA binding; GTP binding
Source: RefSeq, a predicted model, not a curated record
CCAAAAGACGACCGACCCUCGCCCUCGCGUAUGCCGGUUUCGACCUCACUUUGCCCCGCUGUGCUGUACCGCCUCCCUCCUCUUCCCUCUCACCCCAAAUCCCAAACCUCCGCGCCCCCCUUCCGGCGGUCCCCAAAACCCUAGCCCGCCGCCGCCCCCGCCGAUCCCGCCGCCAUGGAUGACAGCCUCUACGACGAGUUCGGCAACUACAUCGGCCCGGAGCUCGCCGACUCCGACGCCGAUGACUCGGACGCCGCCGCCUCCCCGUCCCCCUCGCAGUCCCGCUCCCCCUCCCCGGCGCGCUCCCCGUCCGGCUCCCCCGGCUCCCGCCGCCCCGCCGCCCUCAUGGACGUCGACGACGACGACUACGCCGACGCCGCCCAGAACGCCGUCGUCCUCGCCGAGGACAAGAAGUACUACCCCACCGCCGAGGAGGUCUACGGCCCGGGCGUCGAGGCGCUCGUCAUGGACGAGGACGAGCAGGCGCUCGAGAAGCCCAUCGUCGCGCCGCCCCGCGUCGUCAAGUUCGAGGUCGGCACCCGCGCCGGCGCGACCUCCACCUACGCCUCCACCGAUUUCAUCCUCGGCCUCGCCUCCAACCCGCUGCUGGUCCGCAAUGUGGCGCUCGUGGGCCACCUGCAGCACGGGAAGACGGUGUUCAUGGACAUGCUCGUGGAGCAGACCCACGAGGUGGACACGUUCGACUCCGAGGGCGAGCGCCACAUCCGGUUCACAGACACCCGGGUGGACGAGCAGGAGCGCAGGGUCUCCAUCAAGGCUGUGCCCAUGUCACUCGUGCUUGAGUCGGGGAAUGGCAAGUCCUAUCUCUGCAAUAUCAUGGACACGCCUGGGCAUGUCAAUUUUUCCGACGAGAUGACUGCUGCGCUCAGGCUAGCGGAUGGGGCUGUGCUUGUUGUCGAUGCUGCUGAGGGCGUCAUGGUAAACACUGAGAGGGCGAUUCGUCAUGCAAUCCAAGAAAGACUUCCCAUCGUUGUUGUGAUUAACAAGGUUGACAGACUGAUAACAGAGCUAAAGCUACCCCCAAAUGAUGCGUAUUUUAAGCUACGACAUACACUGGACACAAUCAAUGAUCUAAUCUCAUCUUGUUCUACCACAGUAGGUGGCACUCAACUGGUAGACCCUGCUGCUGGAAAUGUUUGCUUUGCGAGUGGUUCUGCUGGCUGGUCUUUUACCUUGCAAUCGUUUGCGCAUCUUUAUUUGAAGAUUCAUGGGAUUCAGUUUGACCAUGAGAAAUUUGCAUCUCGUCUAUGGGGAGAUUUGUAUUAUGACCAUAACUCUAGAACCUUCAAAAAGAAGCCGCCAGCAGCAGGUGCUAAUAGGUCAUUCAUUGAGUUCAUCCUUGAGCCUCUGUAUAAAAUCUAUAGUCAGGUUGUUGGAGAGCAACAGAAAAUUCUUGAAAUAACUCUCGCUGACUUGGGUGUGACACUGAGCAAUGCAGCUUAUAAGCUUAAUGUUAGGCCUUUGCUGAGACUUGCUUGCCGCUCAAUUUUUGGCACUGCUACUGGUUUUACUGACAUGUUAGUGAAAAACAUCCCCAAUGUGAAGGAUGGUGCUGCAAGGAAAAUAGAACACAUAUACACUGGUCAACAAGAUUCCUCCAUUGUGGAUGCAAUGAAGAAAUGUGAUUCCCUUGGUCCUCUUAUGGUCAAUGUUACAAAACUGUAUCCUAAGCCUAACUGUAGUGUCUUUGAUGCCUUUGGACGAGUUUAUAGUGGCACAAUACAGACUGGUCAGGCAGUUCGGGUGCUUGGAGAAGGCUAUUCCCCCGAUGAUGAAGAGGAUAUGACUGUCAAAGAGGUCACCAAGCUGUGGGUCUAUCAGGCACGGUACCGUGUUCCAAUAAGUAAGGCCCCUGCUGGUUCUUGGGUUCUUAUUGAAGGCGUGGAUGCAUCAAUCAUGAAAACUGCAACCAUAUGUCCUAUGAACAUGGAUGAAGAUGUGUACAUAUUUAGACCUCUACGCUUCAAUACCUUACCUGUUGUGAAGAUAGCAGCUGAGCCUCUUAACCCGAGUGAGCUACCUAAAAUGGUGGAAGGUCUACGUAAAAUUAGCAAGAGCUACCCUCUUGCUAUUACUAAGGUAGAAGAGUCAGGAGAACACACUAUACUUGGGACUGGUGAGCUAUAUCUAGAUUCUAUAAUGAAGGACCUCAGAGAGCUUUACUCUGAGGUAGAAGUGAAGGUUGCAGAUCCAGUUGUGACAUUUUGUGAAACAGUUGUUGAUACUUCCUCUAUGAAAUGUUUUGCUGAAACACCCAACAAGAGGAACAAAAUUACCAUGUUAGCUGAACCACUAGAGAAGGGCUUGGCAGAAGAUAUAGAGAAUGGCCUCGUUAGCCUUGACUCGAGGCAGAAAGAAGUCACCGACUUCUUUCGCCAACGCUACCAGUGGGAUGUGCUUGCAGCAAGGUCAAUAUGGGCUUUUGGACCUGACAAGCAGGGUCCUAACAUUCUAUUGGAUGACUCUCUUUCGGUUGAGGUGGAUAAGAAUUUGCUGAAUGCAGUCAAAGAUUCAAUUGUUCAAGGGUUUCAGUGGGGGGCUAGAGAAGGCCCCUUGUGUGAUGAACCAAUUAGGAAUGUGAAGUUCAAGAUCUUAAAUGCAAAUAUCGCUCCAGAACCAUUGCACCGUGGAGGUGGCCAAAUAAUCCCCACCGCUCGUCGGGUUGUCUACUCAGCAUUUCUAAUGGCUAAUCCUCGACUAAUGGAGCCUGUUUAUUAUAUUGAGAUCCAAACUCCAAUUGACUGUGUGUCUGCUAUAUAUACGGUCCUGUCACGGCGACGUGGCCAUGUGACAGCCGAUGUACCCAAGCCAGGCACUCCAGUAUAUGUUGUCAAGGCAUUUUUACCUGUCAUAGAGUCUUUUGGGUUUGAGACAGAUCUCAGAUACCAUACACAGGGACAAGCAUUUUGUGUGUCAGUGUUUGACCACUGGGCUAUUGUUCCUGGUGAUCCUCUUGACAAGGGCAUUGUUCUCCGGCCUUUGGAACCAGCACCUAUCCAACACCUUGCCCGUGAGUUCAUGGUAAAGACCAGGCGAAGGAAGGGCAUGAGCGAGGAUGUUAGCAUCAACAAGUUCUUUGACGAGGCCAUGAUGAACGAGCUGGCGCAACAGACUGCAGAUAUCCACCUGAUGAUGUAGUUUGACGAUGGAAGUCCAUUGUUCUGGUGCGCUGGGAACAUAUCAAGUACUUUCAUGGGGCUAUCAUGACGCGAUCUUCAAGGAGACGCAAUUUGCCGCGUUUUGAUGGUGGGUAUUAUUAUUAUUUGUAACAGAUCAUUGUAGACUGAGUACCAUCUGUAGUCAUGUAUGUACUAUCGCUCUAACAUCUACGCCGUCUAACCAGUUAGUGUAACCAUCGACAGAGAGCUGAGACUUGUGGUUGAUUUUUGAUAGGCGAUGGCAUUUCCAGGGACAAUAAUGCCUUUACUUGUUUGAUCCUUUCUUCACAAAUUACAACCAUUGUAGCACCGAGCGCCUUUUCAAGUUUCUGGAGGAUAGUUCUGUUUCUUGCCAUGCCUAUUUGAUCUGUGUUUUUAUCAGGAUGGAUUACUGGACGUAAUGUGCUUUCGUGGUAAACUCUUGUGAGGUGGUG